Myotis daubentonii (Daubenton's bat) is the source of this 3809-nucleotide messenger RNA. RefSeq names its product rabphilin 3A (gene RPH3A). Gene Ontology annotation, molecular function: small GTPase binding. Gene Ontology annotation, cellular component: neuron projection; extrinsic component of synaptic vesicle membrane; postsynaptic membrane. Lineage: Eukaryota; Metazoa; Chordata; Mammalia; Chiroptera; Vespertilionidae. Gene Ontology annotation, biological process: spontaneous neurotransmitter secretion; regulation of calcium ion-dependent exocytosis; intracellular protein transport. The record is from RefSeq and is a predicted model, not a curated record.
GCGGCGCGGCUCAUCAGCCCGGAAUGAGCUUCCCCGGGGCCCACAUCGAGGGCGGAGCGCGCGCACGUGUGUGCGUGUGUGUCUGUGUGUGGUGGGGGUUGGCGAUCGAGGGUCACGCGCAGGUGGUUUUGCGGCGCUGGUGGCGGCGCCGCUGGAGGCGGCGGAGGAGGGACCGCGGGCCCACCGUCGCUGCGGUCGGGAAGGUGUUUAUUGAGGGGGCUACUCUGUACCUGGCACUGUUCUUGGCACUAAGACAGGGGUCCUGGCAUCAGAAAGGCUGGGUUCCAGGUUCAACUCUACUACAUCCUAGCUCUUUGGCUGUGGGCACCUCGCACAUAAAUCACGGUGGGAGGCAGGCUUGGCUCCCCUGCGCCGGGAAGCUGCUGCCCCCUCCCUUGCUCAGCAGAGGGCUUUGCAGCAGUGGAGGAGGCAGCGCCGCUGAUUUCGGGCACCGCACCGGGGAAGCAACCGAUUCGUCGGCUGCCAGCAGCCCUGAGUUGCCUACGCGGAAGACGAGAGGAAGAGACAGAGACAGAGAGACAGAGAGACAGAGACAGAGAGAGAGAGAGAGAGAGAGAGAGAGAGAGAGAAAGAAAGGCUGACUUACAGAGCAAAACCCUUCAUCCAUGUGGAGGACAGUCUGAGGGAGCCACAGUCUGCCUUGCCCACCAACUGGCUGACUUUUCUCCUUGCCUGGAGGUGGCACCUCCGCUGAGCUUUCAAACCAAGUCACUGGGAGUUAACAUCUUCCUACCCCGCAGGGAAGGGAGGAGUUGGCAAGAAUUUGGCUCAGCCGUUCCCCCUGCAAUCCGCUGGUGUCGUGGCGCACCGGACAUCUGCCAUGACCGACACCGUGGUCAGCAGCAGCUCCAGCCGCUGGGUGUGUCCCAGCGACCGGCCCCUUCAGUCCAAGCUCCAGGCGGGCUGGUCCGUCCAUCCCGGUGGUCAGCCCGACAGACAGAGGAAGCAGGAAGAGCUGACAGAUGAGGAGAAGGAAAUUAUCAACAGGGUGAUCGCCCGGGCUGAGAAAAUGGAGGAGAUGGAGCAGGCGCGGAUCGGGCGCCUGGUGGACCGUCUGGAGAACAUGAGGAAGAACAUGGCUGGGGAUGGGGUAAACCGCUGCAUCCUGUGUGGGGAACAGCUGGGGAUGCUGGGCUCUGCCUGCGUAGUGUGCGAGGACUGUAAGAAGAAUGUCUGCACCAAAUGCGGGGUAGAGACCUCCAACAACCGCCCGCAUCCUGUGUGGCUCUGCAAAAUCUGCAUCGAGCAGAGGGAGGUGUGGAAGCGUUCUGGAGCCUGGUUCUUCAAGGGCUUCCCCAAACAGGUCCUCCCACAGCCUAUGCCCAUAAUGAAGAGCAAGCCCAAGCAGCCUGUCAGUGAGCCCGCUGUCCCAGAGCAGCCCACCCCUGAACCCAAGCACACUGUCCGGGCUUCAACUCAAGGUGACGCCGAAGACAGGAGGGGCCCAGGUCAGAAGCCAGGCCCUGAGCUGGCCUCUGCGCCUGGCCGAGGAAGCUACGGGCCUCCUGUGCGCAGGGCCUCAGAAGCACGAAUGAGCUCAGCCAGCCGGGACUCGGAGGGCUGGGGCCAUGGCCAUGGCGGGGCAGCCGGUGACUCCAGCCGGAGCCCAGCAGGCUUGAGACGGGCCAACUCAGUGCAGGCCUCCAGACCCGCCCCAGCCUCGACGCCGAGCCAGGCACCGCCUCAGCCUGGGCAGCCAGGGCCCCCAGGAGGCGGCAGACCCAGCGCUGGGCCAGCAGGACGCUCUUCGGACCAGAGACCAGACGUGGCCCCCGGUGACCUCUGCUACCCAGGGGCCUCCAUCCCACCCUGGGAGGAGCGACUAGGAGUCGGAGCCAGGGAGGACCGAGCGGGCCACGCCCCAGGCCCUUACUCCCAAGUGUCUGCUGCUGCCCCCCAGCCUGCCGCCACCCCUGCCCGCCAGCCCCCACCCCCCGAGGAGGACGAGGAGGAAGCCAACAGCUACGAUUCGGAUGAAGGGACCACCCUGGGAGCCCUGGAGUUCAGCCUUCUCUACGACCAGGAGAACAGCUCCCUGCACUGCACCAUCAUCAAGGCCAAGGGACUGAAGCCCAUGGACUCCAACGGCCUGGCCGAUCCUUAUGUUAAGCUGCACCUCCUGCCGGGAGCCAGCAAGUCCAACAAGCUUCGGACAAAAACCCUGCGGAACACCCGGAACCCCAUCUGGAACGAGACCCUCGUCUAUCACGGCAUCACGGACGAGGACAUGCAGCGGAAGACGCUCAGGAUCUCUGUCUGUGACGAGGACAAAUUUGGCCACAACGAGUUUAUCGGUGAGACCCGAUUCUCACUCAAGAAGCUGAAGUCCAACCAAAGAAAGAACUUCAACAUCUGCCUAGAGCGCGUGAUCCCAAUGAAGCGUGCGGGGACCACCGGCUCCGCCCGAGGCAUGGCCCUCUAUGAGGAGGAGCAGGUGGAGCGCAUUGGCGACAUAGAGGAGCGCGGCAAGAUCCUGGUGUCCCUCAUGUACAGCACACAGCAGGGGGGCCUCAUCGUGGGCAUCAUACGUUGCGUGCACCUGGCCGCCAUGGACGCCAAUGGCUACUCAGAUCCGUUCGUCAAGCUCUGGCUGAAACCAGACAUGGGAAAGAAGGCCAAACACAAGACUCAAAUUAAGAGGAAAACCUUGAAUCCUGAAUUUAAUGAGGAGUUCUUCUAUGACAUCAAACACAGCGACCUGGCGAAGAAGUCGCUGGACAUCUCGGUCUGGGACUAUGACAUCGGCAAGUCCAACGAUUACAUCGGAGGCUGCCAGCUAGGGAUCUCGGCCAAGGGAGAGCGCUUGAAACACUGGUACGAGUGUCUGAAGAACAAGGACAAGAAGAUCGAGCGCUGGCACCAGCUCCAGAAUGAGAACCACGUGCCCAGCGAUUAGGGUGGCGCCCGGCUCCCUGGCUCCCUGCCCUGGCCCCUGCCCAAGUCCCCCCCAGCCUGCCCCAGCCUGCCUCAGCGGCCCACUGCACUCUGGUCUCUCUCCUGUACGCCCCUGCCCCUCCCCUGCCUCCCUCCCUGAACUUGCUUUUGGGGUCCCCCUCACCUUGGGCAUUGCCGCCAAAGACCUCCUCUGCCCCCCUCCUCCCCGCCGCGAUGCUCCUGUGAGGCUGCAAGGCGGGCUCUGAGCGCAGCCCCGCUCCGGUCCCGGUCCCGGUCCCGCCAGGAUGGAGCAGUCGGGACAGGGAUGGGAGAUCUUUACAAAGAGGUCGUUCCUUUAACAACCUCCCGGUUUGGGUAAUUACAGACGUUCGUCAUCAUUUCGGACUGUUUUAGCCCUCCUGGCCUUGAGCAGGCGGGCACGUACACUCCGUUUCCUGCGUCACGUCUGUGUGUCCCCUCAGCCGUCAGCCGGACAAAGCUGUGGGGACCCUGAACCGGGCAGACAGAGCGUCCAGGCUCCCAGCUUUCUGUCCCCUCUCCACCCCCGUCUCUCUCCCCUUCUCCCCUCUCCCUCUCUAAGGGGUUCAAUAGCAAAAGCAAAAAAUGUGCUAACACAGCCUCUCCCCCUCACCUCCCCUCACCUGCCAGACCAGCAAUCGGGCAAAACCUGAGCUUCCACGUAGCCCCGUGCUCCCUCAGAUGCCCACUUCCCCGUGGGCACCGCCAGGCAGCCUCGGGCGGAGGGCCCGCUGCUGGCCCUGCCCAGGUGCAGGCAGCAGCCCACAGGCUGUGUAGGCACCCGAGCAGGCCUUUCCCAGCCCCUGGCCUCCCGGGGUGGGCGCAGAAGGCGCCUGGAAGCCAGAGCUCUGGGCCGGGGGGGGGGGGGGGGGGCC